ACCCUUACCAAGCAUACAUGCUCUUUGUCUCCUUUUUCAGAGUAUACUGAUGAUAAUGCCCUGAUUCCCAAGAACUCAUCUGUUAUUGUCAGAAGAAUACCUAUUGGUGGAGUAAAAUGUACAAGCAAAACAUAUGUAAUAAGUCGAACUGAACCAGUGAGUGGACCUUCAAAAGCAAUUGAUGACUCUUCUGCAUCUAUUUCUCUGGCCCAGCUUACAAAGACCGCCAAUCUGGCUGAAGCCAAUGCUUCUGAAGAAGAUAAAAUUAAAGCUAUGAUGUCACAGUCUGGCCACGAAUAUGAUCCUAUCAAUUACAUGAAGAAACCUCUGGGGCCGCCUCCGCCAACAUAUACUUGCUUUCGUUGUGGAAAACCUGGUCAUUAUAUAAAGAUCUGCCCGACCAAUGGGGACAAAAACUUUGAGUCUGUUCCCAGGAUUAAAAAGAGCACAGGAAUUCCACGAAGUUUCAUGAUGGAGGUACAGGACCCUAAUACAAAGGGCGCUAUGCUCACCAACACAGGGAAAUACGCCAUCCCAACUAUUGAUGCGGAGGCUUACGCUAUUGGGAAGAAAGAGAAGCCCCCGUUCCUUCCGGAAGAGCCAUCUUCCUCCUCUGAAGAAGACGACCCUAUCCCAGACGAGCUCUUAUGUCUGAUCUGCAAAGAUAUUAUGACUGAUGCCGUCGUCAUUCCCUGCUGUGGGAACAGCUACUGCGAUGAAUGUAUCAGAACAUCAUUACUCGAAUCCGAGGAACAUACCUGCCCUACUUGUCAUCAGACAGAUGUUUCACCUGAUGCUUUAAUUGCCAAUAAAUUUUUACGCCAGGCUGUAAAUAACUUCAAAAAUGAAACUGGCUACACAAAGAGGCUCCGGAAGCAGACCCAGCUGCCUAGACAGGCAGUUCAGCGGAAUGUUCCUUCCACCCCAAGAUCCAUGGGCUCCAGGCAGCAGGAUCCCCUCAUAAUUCCAACCACUUCUGCCCCCGGACACACAGCUGUCUCCCUCACCUUGUCAAUAGCUCCCAGUCAGUCAGCUUCGUCAGCAGCCACGUUGCCCAUAAGUCAGCCUGCUGCUGCAUCCACUAGUGACGUUCCUGCAUCCAUAUCGAUGGCAGUUCGAGGUGAUAAACCAGAAGGACCUUUCCGUGAUGAUGAUAACAUUGGACCAGCUGCUGCUACAUUAUCUGCCUCAGAUCACACAAAACCACCUUCAUUGGCAAUUAAUCCUUUGAUGGAGGAAAAGGGCUAUCAGGUUCCUGUGCUUGGACAGCCAGCCUUGUCAGGGCAGCUGGGCUCUCAUGGGCAUUCCAUACCUACCAUGGGUCAGCCAGUGAGAACCAACCCUGUUCGCUCUGCAGGCAGUAGGUCAAGCUGGGAGCCAAGUUCAAACCGAGGACGCCCGCAUAGUGACCGUACACAAAGGACUCAGGCCCCAACAUUGCCAGCCUCAACCCCAGUCUUUGUGCCGGUGCCGCCUCCUCCCUUGUAUCCUCCUCCUCCGCCACCUCCUCAUGCCCUUCCUCUUCCACCGGGGGUGCCUCCGCCACAGUUUCCUCCUCAGUUUCCACCGGGCCAACCUCCACCUGCCGGGUACACUGUCCCCCCUCCGGGAUACCCCCCGGCUCCAGCAAACAUAUCAACACCUUGGGUACCAACACCUGUACCAACGGCUCACUCAAAUGCCAUCCCAACGACACAGGCACCUCCUUUAUCUAGGGAGGAGUUUUACAGAGAGCAGCGGAGACUGAAAGAGGAGGAAAAGAAAAAGUCGAAGCUUGAUGAAUUUACAAAUGAUUUUGCUAAAGAACUGAUGGAAUAUAAAAAAAUCCAGAAAGAACGCAGGCGUUCUUACUCCCGGUGCAAAUCGCCCUACAGCGCAUCUUCCUAUUCAAGAAGUUCCUAUAGCUACUCCAAGUCAAGAUCCGGUUCCUCUCGUUCCCGAUCGUACUCUCGGUCCUUCAGCCGAUCCCACUCCCGGUCCUAUUCUCGCUCGCCCCCCUACCCACGGAGAGGCCGGGGUAAGAGUCGCAAUUACCGUUCCAGGUCGAGAUCCCACGGCUAUCAUCGCUCGAGAUCUCGGUCGCCGCCCUACAGAAGGUAUCACUCACGAUCAAGGUCCCCGGUGUACAGAGGCCAGUCUCCCAAUAAGCACCCCGUUCCCCAGGGAGAAGGGGAAAGAGAGUACUUUGGUCGCUAUCGAGAAAUGCCCCUUUAUGACAUGAAGGCCUACUAUGGCAGAUCGGUGGAGAUGAGAGACCCCUUUGAGAAGGAGAGGUACCGCAAUUGGGACUGCUACAGAGAUUGGUGUGAGAAAUAUGAGAAGUACUGCAAGGGUUUUGCCGCUGGGGCCCAGCCUCGCCCCCUGCUUAACAGAGAGAACUUUUCCCCAGAACGGUUUGGCCUUUCUGGGCCAAGGCGCGAGAAUUCCCCCUAUAUCCGUGGCCGUAGAGAGGAAUACCCUGGCGGGCUAGGCCAUCGAAAUCGAAACAUCGGCAGUGGCUACUCUGAAAAGGUGACAGCGAGAGAAGGUCACGGUUUGAAAGAUAUGCCGAAACUGAAAGAGAAGGAGGUGGAAAACCCACCGGGAGAUGUGAAGGGAAACAAACACAAGAAGCACCGGAAGAGAAGAAAGGGAGAAGAGGGGGAAGGCUUCCCAAGUGCUGACCUGAUGGAAGGCUCCCGGAAGCCCAGGGACCCUGCCGCCGCGGCGGAAGAGAGCAAACCUGACCCACUCUUUGUGCUUUCUAGCAGGGAUGAUGCUACCCCUGUCAGGGACGAGCCCAUGGAAGCAGACUCAGUGGCUUUUAAACCCGUUUCGGACAAAGAAAGGAAAGAGAAGCCAAAGGCCAAAGUUGAAAAGACAAAACGGAAAACAGAAGGUCCUGCCGCAACCAAGAAAGAGGUGCAGGUGAAGCCGGCCAAAGCACCCCAGGAAAAAGCAGAAGCUGAUCGUGAAAAAUCGCCACGGCCUGACCCUCCUGCAAAAAAGGUGAAAGAGGAGCCGGCCAAAGCUGAUGGUACAAAGCCGUCCUCUCAAAAAGAUGAGAAGCCACUUAGUACACCACGCAAAGUGAAUUCCCGUGGUGUAAAAGAGCCUCCAGAGACUAGAUUGGCCAAGGAGGAGAAAGUCAAGAAAGAACACCCCAAGGAAAUUAAGCAGGAGAAGCAGCCCAGCAAAGAGGAAAAGUUAAAGAAGCCCAUCGACAAAAAUAAACCAGCAGAUGCAAAAUCAGAGAAAAGAAAAAGAAAAGUGGAGGAGAAAGGAGAUAAAGACCCUGAAAUCAUCUCUUCAAAAACUUCGAAACAAGAUGUUACAGAAUUGAAACCUUUGCCUAAGGGGAAAACUGAGCCAGAAGGUGAAAAAGCAGAGAGGACCCCUGAAAAGGACAAAGCGGUUUUGCCUGUCGUUCCGGCAAAAAAGAUUAAGCUGAACAGAGAAACUGGCAAAAAGAUUGCCGGCACCGAGAACAUCCCUGGUGUGAAAGAAGUUUCAGCUGAGAAACCUGAGCCAGCCGGUAGCAAAACGAAGCAAGAAAAACCCAAAGGAAAGCUGAGGAGGAAAAUGGCAGCAGCUGACGGGUCUGGUUCCACACUGGUGGAUUAUACCAGGUACCCUGUAAGGAAGUCCGAAGAUAAACUAGACACAAAGCGAACGGUCAUCAAGACAAUGGAAGAGUACAACAAUGACAUUACAGCCCCUGCCGAAGAUGUUAUCAUCAUGAUCCAGGUUCCACAGUCCAAGUGGGACAAAGACGAUUUUGACUCGGAAGAGGAAGAGGACAAUGUUAAACCCGCCCAGGUUCCUUCUGCUGCUGGGAAACCUACUAGUGUUGUCAAAAAUGUCAGCAGCUUGAAGCCCUCCAGCUCCCUCAAAUACAGUGAGAAGGAUCCUGAGCAUGUAGAGAAAAACCAGAGAGCAGCAACAAAAGAAACUGGGCGUGAAAGCUCGCAGCCUGAGCCCAAGAGUUCCAAAAGCCUGACAUCAAAUGAAAAAGGGAAAGCCAGAGAGAGAGACCACACGACCUCGGAGAGGGAGGCUUUGGAGAAAAGGAAGAGCGGGGCCCAGCCUGAAAAAGAGCGUUCUGAACACAGUGCCGAGCAAGGCGCUGUAAAGAGCAGCUCUUCCCACUCGUCCAGAGAGAACAGGGGUCCCGAUAAGCAUGAUGCUGCUACUGCUGCUGCUCACACGUCCUCUGCUAAAGACUUCACUCCAAACCGGGACAAAAAAUACGACUACGAUAGCAGCAGUAACAGGGACUUUUCAGGUGCUAAGCGAAGAGAUGACAGGAGUGAUCCGGCACGGAAGAAGAUCUCCCCUUCCCGUACCCGGGAUUCUGCCACGUCUGGCCUGAAGAGUAGUAAGACCAGGGAAGAGAGAGCAGAACAGACCAAGAAGGAUCCCUGGGAUGUGAAGUGGAGCAGUUACAGUCCCACAAGGGAGCGAAGGCAGAACGAUCACAAAACGACGUAUGAGUCCAGGCGCUCCGCAGAACAGCACAAGUCUCAGGAAAGGGGAUUAGGCAAAGAAAGGGAGAAGCGCCCAUCCUCCGAGACCUGGAGCAGUAAAGAGAGGACGAUGGGUGGGAGCAAGUCCUUACACAGGCGGCCUUCCCCGGAGGCGAGGGAGCCAGGGGCCCUUCAGAAUGACAAGAGUGGAGCCAAGCCAAAGCCUCAGCCGAGCCACUUUUCCCGGCUCUCCUCGGACCCAACACGGGAAACCGACGAGGCCGCGUUUGUCCCAGACUACAAUGAAAGUGACAGCGACAGCAAUGGAUCAGCCAAACCGGAAGAUUCCCCAGGGAAGAACGCAAGGGAUGGAAAGGAGAGGGCCACCGACAAGCCUGUCAAAGAGGCCCCUGCGGCGGGAGCGUUGGCUACCCAGCCCGGGGGGAGCCAGAGCCAAAGCAGCCCCAGCCCGAGCCGCAGCCAAAGCCCCUCCGGAAGCCAGGGGCGGAGCCGCAGCAGCAGCGCCAGCAGCGCUGACAGCCAGGACAGCAAGAAGAAGCGGAAAAAGAAGGAGAAGAAGAAGCACAGGAAGCACAAGAAGCACAAGAAACACAAGAAGCAUGCUGGCACCGAGUCCGAGGCCGAGAAGAGCCAAAAACACAAACACAAGAAGAAGAAGUCAAAGAAGAGCAAAGACAAGGAGAAAGAGAAGGAGAGAGACGACCAAAAAGCAAAACCUGUCACUGUCUAGAAAGGGCCGAGGGGAGGCCAGGCGACGGACUUGACCAAGUCACCUGUCGGAAAUUUUGCUAUAAUAUAAACACAAGCCUUGUAAAUAAUGCCAUGACAGGCCCUGUGGCUGCACUUACACAAUUGCUGCUUGAUUUGAUUUUUACAUCAGAGCUUUAUAAAGUGAACAUUUUGUACAGACUUGUGAGUUGUGACCAUGUAAUAGGGGGGAGGGGAGGCCAGAGGGUUUUUAAUUUUAUUUUAUUUUUAUUUGGGGGCAUCUUAUUUUUAACCACCAUUAAAUUAGUUUGGGUGAAGUUUACUGUACUGUGAAAAAUUUCACACUUAAUUUUUUUAAAAAUUGCCUGUCAGAAAAAGUUUUAAAAGCUGGUAUUGGCUUACAAAUAUCAGCUGGAGGACUUAAUAAGAAAGCAUUACAGCCCUGUUCUGUUACUUUUGGAUUACAAUAAAAAAAAUUCAUUGAACCUUAA
Pogona vitticeps (central bearded dragon) is the source of this 5665-nucleotide messenger RNA. The record is from RefSeq and is a predicted model, not a curated record. NCBI's taxonomy places the organism in Eukaryota, Metazoa, Chordata, Lepidosauria, Squamata, Agamidae.